UGGUGCGAAUGGUCGCUCGGGACCGGUUUGCGAGCUCGCCCCCUGUAAGCCGCACACGCUCGCAAUGGGUGCCCUGCAGGACUCGGGAAUCGUGAGCAGUUUCAAGGAGGAUGAAAAGGCCGCUCUUCGAGAAUCUUGGGACAUUUUUAACAAUAGCCACCAAGAUGCAGGGGUCAAAAUUUUAGCGAGGUUCAUUAUCAACAACCCCGAGGCGAAGAAAUUCUUUCCCAAGUUUAAAGGCCUCAACACGGCCGAGGAAUUGCAGAAUUCAGCGGAGGUCCGCAUCCAUGGGGACAAGAUCCUAGCGGCCGUGCAGCAAGCUGUGCUCGACUUGGACGAUCCCGACAAGCAGAAGAACAAGCUGAAGGACCUGAGCAAAUCCCACGCUCAGCAAUUCAACGUAGAGCCCGCCUACUUCAAGACGUUUGCAGAAGUCAUCCUGAAGUACGUGACCGAGACGUGCGGCAAGAGCUUUACCUCUGAGAUGCGUACGUCUUGGUCGAAGCUGCUGAGUCUGAUCAUCAUCGAGCUGCAGUCGGCCUACUAGGCACCGCUCCACAGUGCCUCCGUUCCACAGCACUGCCUCGGAAGCCUCUUUUAGCCACCCCGAGUGGGGUCUUUACAUUACAUAUUUUGUCACGUUUUCAUUUUAAAAAAUGGUGCAUUCCAGCUCAUUUGUAUGUGUUGAAAUGGUUUUGGAGCAGAACUUGAGCAUCGUUGUGGUGAUAAAUGGUUUAUAGGAAUAAAUAACACUGAAAAAUAUUAAAUGUACACGGUGCCUAAUUUACACCCCCCCCAUUCCCGCGCCCCCAAAAAACCGACGUGCGCUUCACAAUCUACUUGAUAUACAGGUUUCCAUAUGUGGGCUGGUGUGUGAGUGUCCGCACCACACUCGUAUCACUUGAAUGACUCGAUCCAAAGUCAGAAAAACGUUGCGUAAACCAUGGGCACGCAGCUCAGGGAAGCGGCGCUUGGUUUUUGAUGUAUCCCAAUUCCAGGGAUGUGUUGACAACGAGCAAUGCCUCCAGUUUAAUACCCACCAAAGGCGACAGGUCGGCCACAGAUACUCUGCCACUAGUCUACAGGAUGGGUAGUGGCAGGUGCACGUUGUGGCAGCGGUAGCAGUGGAUGUCUUUCGUGUGGGGUGUCUUUAGGCUCGCAUUCGAGGCUGCGCUGUGUACAAAAGCACUGUGGCGAUGCCAGUGUUGCCAACUGGGUGAUUUUUGUCCGCUACAUUUAGCGACUCCUUGGGUGCCUCUCACGACAUCUUUUUGUCGAGUCCAGUGACCUGUGACCUUGGAGGACCAAUGUCAUGCAAGUUGAGUCGCGAUUGCAGCUGUGUGCGUUAAGCAACACUCGUCGGGUGUAUGGUGUACAUUUUGGUAAAUUGUUCGUUGAAAUUUUGACGACUGUGGAAGAUCUACAGAGCGACUUUGUGAGGUUCAUUUGGCGACUUUGCAACACUGUGUGUGCGACACUUGGCAAUGCCGCGUGUGAAUGUGUAUGUACACGCGCUCCUUCCGUCGGGCUUGCUCUGAUGUCAUUUUCUCCCGGCUAGGGUUUGGCUACUUGUAAGAUGUAUGGAUGCCAUGAGUGCUCACACUACGUUAAGUAACUUUAGACCACGUUCCGAGUUGUACCAAGUCAUACCAUCCCGUCACAACUCAUUCACCGUGUGGACAAAGUUUGGUUGCGUGCUUUAAUUACGUGGUGACAAGUAUACCAUGUACGUUCCAUGCACAGAAUGUUAAGGUACUGGGCAACUCUGGUACCUUCUGGAAAACUUUUAAAGAACGAGCUGUAAAAAUGUUUAGAUUCGUGGCCAUGCUCGCAGGACAAUUUUAGGGAUUUGAGAAACUUAAUCGCGUUUUAACAACCGGUGAGAUUUAAUUGAUCCGGCGACCUCUGGAUUGUAUGUGUUGAACUUCUUUUGCGCCGUACGUAGCCAAAAGUGCUAGUUGGCAGAGCAGGAUCGUGAGUCCAGUGUGCGAACCAUCACACCGUGGCAAACGUUCCUACAGUUUACCGUAUAUUACAGUCAUAGUAUAUCAACACUACGGAAGUAAAAGGAGCUGUUAUAGCAUUAUAGAGAGGGAGGGAGAGUGCAAGCGUAGGGGGGUGGACAUCAGUUAACCGUGAUCCCGAUAUCCAAUCACGUUUGAUAAUGCCAGGGUGAGGCAAUUCAUGCACCCCUAGAUUACUUUUAUAACACCCUCCCUCCGUCACUUACCCUCCCCGGCCUCCUGCUACCCACAAAUCUUAUGGUCGGUUCCAUAAAUACAGGGGCUGGUUGCUAAGGUGACGUUAAUGUAGAUCCAUGGGAUAGAAUUGCCUGGCUGCCACGUGUCGAUGCCCACGUGGAGGUGUUGUUGCUAUCGUUUGAAAGGAGGCUGUAAUUGUGGCCCAUUUUUCAAACCUGAAUCCACUUUUAAAAGUCCUUUGUUGCUGCCGACUGUUGUAAGAAUGCUCUUGGGCAGUGGUUCUUCUUCUUAACCUGGGGUGCACCCUGCACCCCCUGGGGGUGCGAGAUAUCCCUUUCGGGGGGUGCGAGACAUGGCCAGACUGUUUUUUUUCGAAGGUAAAUCAUCGCACACACAAAUUAGGCACGGGCACGUAAGUUCAACUACUCUGCUUCAUCAAACCUGUCGAUUAACAUUUCUUUAACGAUUCAGAACCAAAGGGGUGCAAGGCUGCGGUAAAGGUUAAGAAGCACUUCCUCACUUGAGUCUCAACAAAGUGGCCCAUGUCCAACUGAUGGGCCACUUUGUUGAGCUAUCAUUUGUGGCCAGGUUGCUUCUGAAAAACAAGUUAAUAGCUCGGUGGCUUUUGCCUGUUAGGAAGGGGAUGCUUCAGUUUAAUUUGUUUUUGAGUGAUGUUACCCUUAUUUUAGAUUUAAGAUUACUAUAUGUUGAAUGUAUGCACCUUCCUGCCAAAGUAAAUUCCUUGUCUGUGCGAACUUUCAUGGCGAAUAAAACCCUCUCCGAUUCUGAUUCUCUUGUAUUGUUCGUUGUGGUAGCGUUUUAACGUGCCCCCACUGGAUAUCUGCGACAAAGAGCUUCAUUGCUCAUCGGAUUCUUGCUAUAUAAGUAAAUAUUCUGACUCUUAAUGUGA
Molecule: messenger RNA, 3111 nt
Organism: Petromyzon marinus (sea lamprey)
Lineage: Eukaryota; Metazoa; Chordata; Hyperoartia; Petromyzontiformes; Petromyzontidae
Product: globin-2-like
Biological process (GO): oxygen transport
Molecular function (GO): heme binding; oxidoreductase activity; oxygen binding
Source: RefSeq, a predicted model, not a curated record